This is a messenger RNA of Daucus carota subsp. sativus, 1888 nucleotides long. RefSeq names its product transcription initiation factor IIE subunit alpha. NCBI's taxonomy places the organism in Eukaryota, Viridiplantae, Streptophyta, Magnoliopsida, Apiales, Apiaceae. The record is from RefSeq and is a predicted model, not a curated record. Gene Ontology annotation, biological process: transcription open complex formation at RNA polymerase II promoter; transcription initiation at RNA polymerase II promoter. The transcript has 10 exons. Bases 109 to 1545 code for a protein of 478 amino acids. Gene Ontology annotation, cellular component: transcription factor TFIIE complex.
AAUGGCUUCCUGGUCUGUUCGCGUGGAAGCCUAAAUCCAUUAAAUCGAACACCGAAUGAUCAAUCAAUUCGAUUCUGUUGGCGAAUCUCUUAGCUGAUUCUUCUCGACAUGGAUCCUAAUGCGAUAUCUAUUAAUUUUAACAAAACCAGUAUUGAUUCCUUUAAUCGGUUGGUGAAAUUGACAGCUAGGGCUUUUUAUGAUGAUAUUACAACUAAAGGUGAUAAUCAGCCCAAGCCUGGGAGGACUGAUAAUAAAGGUCUUGCUGUUGUUGUACUUGAUGCCCUCACCAGGCGUCAAUGGGUAAGAGAAGAAGAUUUAGCAAAGGACUUAAAGCUGCACGCAAAGCAACUUCGUCGAAUAUUAAGGUUUUUUGAAGAAGAGAAACUAGUGACCCGAGAUCACAGGAAAGAGACUGCAAAAGGUGCAAAAAUAUACAGCGCUGCUGUUGCUGCCACUGCAGAUGGGCAUCAUACUGGAAAAGUGGGAGGGGAUAAGAUCAAGUUGCACACUCACUCUUAUUGUUGUCUGGAUUAUGCACAGAUAUAUGAUGUGGUGAGGUACCGGAUGCACCGCAUGAAGAAGAAGAUAAAAGAUGAACUGGAUGAUAGGAAUACAAUUCAGGAGUACGUAUGCCCAAACUGCAAGAGAAGAUAUAAUGCUCUAGACGCCCUACGACUUGUUUCUCUCGAGGAUGAGUUUUUUCACUGUGAGCAUUGCAACGGAGAAUUAGUGGAGGAGAGUGACAAGUUAGCAGCUGAAGAAAUGGGAGAUGGAGAUGACAAUGCAAGAAGAAGACGACGUGAAAAAUUCAGAGACAUGCUUCAAAAGUUUGAGGAGAAGCUUAAGCCUUUAAUGGAUCAACUCAACAGAGUCAAAGACUUGCCUGUUCCUGAAUUUAGAUCCCUCCAAGACUGGGAAGUUCAAGCAUAUGCUGCUGCACGUUCAAAUGCUGAUGCUAACGACAAUGAUCCCUCUAAAUCUACACAAUCUUAUAAUGGAAUUCCUAUGCCAUCUCUUGGAGAGACAAAGGUUGAAGUUGCCUUUUCUGGUGUUGGAAACGAUGGAGCACUUACUAAUUCUGAAAGUACAAGUACACCUGCGAAAGUUUUGCCUCCAUGGAUGGUCAGGAAAGGGAUGGUUCUUACGGAUGAGCAGCGUGGUGAGGUUAAGCAAGAGUCGAAAAUGGAGGAUGCUUCAGCUGCUGCAGACCUAUCUGAUGACAAGAAAUCUAUAGAUCAAAACAAUGAAAACAAUUUACAGGAUGCAUAUGCGAAAGCAUAUUAUGCUGCUCUACUUCAAAGGCAACGAGAACAAGAAGAAUGUAUUAACACAGAACAAGAGCCUUUGAACACAACCGGUGAUACAAGUUCGCGCCAAGUUGGCAUGAAAUCUAAACGCGGAUACAAUGGUGAUGGGGAGGAAGAUGAAUAUGUUGAAUGGGAAGAAGCUCCGAAAACCGGAAACACAGGUGGAACAUUGGACUUAAAUGUUGAAGCUGAUGCUUCAGGAGAUGAAGAAGAUGACAUUGACUGGGAGGAGGGCUAAAUCCAAUCAGAAUAUGGGCACAAUCGCCAUAGUCAUUGUCAGUGUCUUUAGUCGUGGGUAAAAUCCUCGACUCAGAGCCGUGCAAUUAAAUCCUUUGGCAUUUUAAGCAACUUUCGGACAUUUAACUCCAAAAAAACAUUCCCGUCUUUGUUUAGAUAAGAUUGUCAUGGGUCGGUAUUGAUAUAUCGAUUACAAAUUAUACAUGCAUAAUUGCACAGCUAGAGUUGUGGGUUUUAGAAGCCGAGAGGGGAGUUGACAUCAUAAAGUGUGUGAUGGGUGUUCUGAAUGUAUUACUCCCUAGAUAAUGACAUUAUCCAUAUAUGGAUGAUCUAGACCUACCAUG